Molecule: messenger RNA, 4028 nt
Organism: Carassius gibelio (silver crucian carp)
Lineage: Eukaryota; Metazoa; Chordata; Actinopteri; Cypriniformes; Cyprinidae
Product: testis-expressed protein 264 homolog
Biological process (GO): protein-DNA covalent cross-linking repair; reticulophagy
Cellular component (GO): replication fork; nucleus; endoplasmic reticulum membrane
Source: RefSeq, a predicted model, not a curated record
UUAAGAUAAAAAUAAUAAUAAUAAUAAAUAAUAAUAAAUAAAAGAUAUAUAGGCUAUACAUAUCCUAAAUAUAUACAGAACCUAAGUAUUUUUUUAUAUAAAAAUGUUUAUCAAAUGUAAUACAUAUUUUUAUUGAUAUUUAUUAUUAAUUUACCUCAUUUGGCCGAUAUACUUUGGAAUAUUUUAAUAAAAUUCUCAAAACAUAUAACUUUGAACAUUUCAGCUCUUGAAUCAGAGUGCUUUUGUUUUCCAGUAGGAUCUGUUGCUGGUUAUUAAAAUAUGUUAUAGGUCUGUAUGGAUAAAUUACUAAAGAAAUAAGCUCGAAGAAGUCAAGUUUUACAUUGAAUUUAUAACAGACGCGACGCGAAGCGGUAAGUUUGUGCAAAUGUCUCGGCGGUCUACUUUGCAGUGUUCUUAACUUUUUAAAUUAUGUUGCAUAAAGUCAGUCCGAACCAAAUACAGUCAACCCUUAGCAUACAUACAUGGCGAAACUUGAACCGUUUCGAAAAACGUUCGGUAUUAAAUUAUAAAUGACAGGUCUCAGUAAAAGUGAAUUGCUAGCGUUUAGAAGAAAAAAAAAAUCAUAACAGUCGUUAAAAAACACUUUUUAAAUAAUAACUGUUAAAUAACUCCCACCCCUAUAACAAGAGAAUGGUUUCGUCCAGGAAGCUCGUUCUGUGUCUAGGGAAGUGAAUCUACGCUUCUGAGUGACUGCGCUUCAUCUACAACUAAAUUCUGAUUAUUCUUGAAAAAAAUCCUCUAAUCUGAGUCAAUUUAUUCUUUAACUAAUGCAGUCGCUCAGUAAAAGCGGGUGAUUUUUGAAUGAGUGGACCAGAGAGACUGUUAUCCUCAAUAAGAGCAGCUCUCGGUUAUUCUUUAGGCACUUUACCCUCAGAACAGCGUUCAGCUGACAUGUGGGAAUGGCAGAUUUUGAGUCUCACAGGCUUCAUCUCUCUAGUUAUUCUUCUCGUAGCUGUAUGUUAUAUCCUGUACUCUGGCCUGGCCACUGAAAUCCACACCAGGACUGGUUUUCCCCCGGUCAGGAGCAUCACUAUAGCCUAUAAAUACAGAGUGGGACCUUAUAAAGACUGUGGGUCUCUGUUCAGAGAGAGCUGCAGCAUUGGACCCACGCUGCCACGCAUUGGGAUCUUUUAUGAUGAUCCAAAGAAGGUUCCAGCACAGAAGUGUCGCUAUGCGGUGGGCAGUAUUUUGAGUGAAAGUGAAGAUGCACCCAGUGAGGAUCAGCAGCAGCUGUAUGAGAAGCUCGGCUUCCGGGUUUUUUCUUUCCCAGAGGUCACACAUGUCGUCACAGCAUCCUUUCCUCACCGAACCCCUCUCUCUAUUUUCCUGGGGGUGCGGAGGGUUUAUCCACAGCUGAACUGCUACAUCAAGGAAAGGAAGUUGUGCGCACAUCCAUUUCUAGAGAUCUACAAAGGGGGAAUGAUCCACUAUAUGGCUCCGCUGGCUCGGCAGGGUGAUUUCUAUGUUCCCGAAGUAAGAGAGGCCCAAAGAUGGUUAUUGGGAAAAGAGUCUGAAGAGGACCGGAGGACAGACAUCACAGGUGAUGACUCCCACAGCGAGUGCAGUUCUGUGAGCCGUCUGCCCCCCUCGGAAAGCAGAGACACCUCACCUGCCCCGUCCACCACACGGACGCACUCACACAGAGACAGAGACCGAUCCUGGGACCUCGACCAUGUGGAGAGCAGCGACACCUCCAGCGUUUCUUCCUUCGAGGAGCUGGACCUCGACUCAGACAGGACGGACAGGUGUGAGCACACCCCUCCACCAAUCACAGGAAGCGGCAAAAACAACCUGCAGGGCCAAGACAGAGAGAUGCUGGUCGAGGAAGAGUGAGAGAACACAACUGUGGGAAAUGUGAAGGAAGUGAAUAUAGUUUUCAGUUGGUUUUAAAGAGAUAGUUCACCAAAAAAUGUGAUAUGUCAUUGUGUUUUUUGUGCAGAAAACCAGAUCACUUUUUGCACAAUCAUAACAUACUCUUGCCAACUUUCAAACUCCAAAAAGUGUUCAUAAAAAUGGUUCACUUGUUUGUUCUAUGCUAUGAUGUGAAAUUAUUUUCCUUUUUGCUUUUUAGUUUUCCAUUUAGUUUUAAUAACUUUUAAUAGUUUCAAUUUACAAAAGCAACACUGAUUAAAGUCUUCUGAAGCUAUUUGAUAGGUUUCAAAAGUUCAUGGUACAUUCUAACAAAUAUUCUGUUGCUACAUACACUACAGUAAAUGUUUUGUUUGGGUAAAAGCCAUAAAGUUUCAGACUUGAGUAAAUAUGAAAAAGAAGGGUCAGAGUUUAGUAAAUUAUGUUGUUUAUCAAUGAAUAAACACUUUAUUUUACUCUGUUUCUCAUAAAACUAUGGUAUGGCUUGGAUGGGAUUUCAAACCAUUUCUUUAACGGUUCAUAUAUUCCCAAUUUUGUCAUCUACAGAAAAAAAAAUAGGGUGAGGAAAUAAUGACAGUUUUCAUUUUAAGGUGAACUAUCCCUUUAAGUAUUAUGGUGGGUCUGUGUGAAAAACAUGAGUUUGUUUUCUAUUGAUAAAUAGAAUGUCUUUUAGUCAGGAUUGUUUUCCAUUCCAAAUCAAAUCGCAGAAACAGAAUUUUGUCUGUAAAACUGAACCAGGUAACCUGAAUUUCUUGAAAACAUCUUCAUAUUUUAUUUAGUGCAUCCUCAUUAGUAUUUCAUUAGCAAUUCUGUUGUUUGUUAUUGAUGGUUAGUUCCUCAAGUUAAACUGACAUUGAUGUUAGUGAUUAUUCAUGUGAAUCUAUGUAAUGUUCCGCUUUUAAUUAUUUGAGUCUAAUUUGUUAUUCUCUAUCCACACAUUCUGUCUUCAUUACUCAGUAAUUGCUAAUUUGCGCCCAGAGAAACUCCCAAAACUGAAGAAUUAUGUGACUUGAAUAUUCAUUCAUCAAAAGCCAUAUGUUCAUAGACAAACCAAAUCUUUAUUUGCACCAGAAACUGACAGAUAAGAUUUCCUCAGGAGGGAGAUGAUUGCAGCACAUUUCCAACACUUAUUUAUUUGUUGUUUGCAAUUAAAUGUGUUUGGAGCACAUAAUUAACUGAUCAUAUUUUAUCAUAUAAAUGGUAUUGCAUAUACUUGAUUUCCCUUUAAUAAUACAAUUUACACUUGUUCAGUGUGGUGUUUUUUUUGUUUCAUAAUUUAGUGGUAUUUGAUAUACACUGUACGUUGAGGUAUUACUCACUAUAGACUUUAUAAAAAAUUUUGUAAAAAAAGAAAAAGAAAAAUAUUUUUAACAAUAAUAAAAACAGUUACAGGGCCAGCUGUGGGCUUCUGUUGGUGUCUUGAAAGUUUGAAAAUGUUUCCAUUUUGAUCCAGAUUUUGCAAGUUCACACGCAUUUCAGGAUAUAUUUCAUAUUCUUGUGUUUAGAGAAAGUUCAUAAUAUUUCAUAUCCAUGUCUGAUUUGAAUUUUUAAUGAAUUAUUUGUUCUGCUAGUUGUUGAGCAACUUAAUAAAAAGUUUUAUGGGAAAGGACUGGUUCUAAUAAUAAUUUUGUUCAUGUAUUAAUGUUAUUUUUGCUCAUACUCCCAGUGUUAUUUUGAUAUUAUUUAUAUACUAUUAGUAUUUAUCAAUCUUAUUAAUUGGCUUAAUUAUUUUAACUUUAUUACUCAUAAUUAUAUUUUCAGUAAUUUAAAUUUUACUAAUUUUAUGUGCUUCUAUCAUUAUAUUUUUUUCAAUAUUUAUACUUAGCUUUAAAUUAUUAUUUUUUUAUUUUAACUUUAGUUCUUCUGUAUUAGUUAAUAUUUAUAAUAUAUUACAAACAGUAAUAUUUUAUUUCAGUAAAAGAAAAUCAUUUUAAUAGUUUUAUCGGUUGUUGCCUGUAGGCCUAUGCCUAUAAAGGGUUUUAUAUAAGCCUUAUUUACAUAAUAUUUUCAUUUUCACAUACACAUUUGUCUCGAGUUAAAAAGAAAACAACACAUCUGUCAAACAGAAUUAGUUGUUUAUUUGUCUUGUUGUGACUUGUCGCUAAAAAUCUACCAGUUCCAAUAAACUUCAAAACUUU